Messenger RNA from Penicillium manginii, 1224 nucleotides. Its product is annotated as esterase-like/phytase family protein. The transcript has 5 exons. The record is from RefSeq and is a predicted model, not a curated record. Lineage: Eukaryota; Fungi; Ascomycota; Eurotiomycetes; Eurotiales; Aspergillaceae. Bases 1 to 1224 code for a protein of 407 amino acids.
AUGAUGAAAUUGACGCUAGCAGUUCCAUUUCUCGCAGCUGGCGCAUUGGCCGCUGUCGUCAAUCAGACAACCUGUGGUGAUACCACUUACCAGUAUACCGGACUAGCUGGCUAUGGCUUCAUUCCUUCAAAUGCCACCGAUAAACACGGCGACACAAUUGGAGGUAUCGGAAGCUCCAUCGCCAUCGACCAGUCGUCCUGGCGCAAGCUAGGUAAAGACGGAUAUGCGGGGACUCUCUACACAAUCCCGGACCGAGGCUGCCCCCGAAGCUUCCGCCUCAAAUCCCUCAACCCCCAACAUCCGCCUCAAACGCCGAUAUCACCGGCCACGCCUCAUACCCAGGCUUCCCCCCCUCUCCCCGUCGCAACAUACACAGGCAACGGCUUCGGAGGCCCCGGCAAGGGUGGCCGACGCAUCUCCGUCGACGCCGAAGGCCUGGCCCUCGACCCGAAGGGCGGAUUCUGGGUUUCAGACGAGUAUGGCCCGUACGUGUACAAGUUCAGCGCCUCAGGACGCAUGGAGCAUGCGAUCCAACCACCACAAGCAUUCCUGCCUCGCCGCAACGGCUCUAUCAGCUUCAAUUCCAACACCCCGCCACUAUAUAACGCGAAUGAGAUCCCCGUACCGGAAGAUACCGAGUCCGGCCGUGCAAACAACCAAGGCUUCGAGGGAUUGACUAUUUCCGCCGACGGAAAGACGCUCUACACCCUUAUCCAGAGCGCGCUGGAUCAGGAGGGUGGCCCGAGUAAAUCAUCUCGCGCAACUGCCCGCUUGAUCGCGUAUGAUAUCUCGACCUCCAAGCCUAAAUAUAUCCACGAGUGGGUUGUCAUCUUGCCCAAGUUUGACGAUCCGGCGAAGUCCAAGCCUGUUGUUGCGGCGCAGUCGGAGAUCCAUCAAUUGCCCAGCGGCGAUUUCUUAGUCCUGGCGCGCGACUCGGGACGCGGGCAUGGUCAGACGGAGUCGCAGUCUUUAUAUAGGCAUGCGGAUGUUUUCUCUAUCAAGGGCGGUGCGUCUGAUGUGAAGGGGAAGAAGGACUAUGAUUCUGCGAAGGGGGCGGUUGCUUCUUCUAAGGGGGACGGCGGAGAUGAGUAUAUUCUCUUCAGUAUGAGUGAUAAUGACUUUAUUACUCAAGAUGGACAUAUGAACUUUGGAAAGUUCCGGUAUAGCGAUGAGUCUGGCUUUGAUUUGGAUACCCAGAUCCUCGCUUUUCACUUGAAGAUUUAG